Oikopleura dioica is the source of this 318-nucleotide messenger RNA. The record is from the annotation of a GenBank genome assembly. NCBI's taxonomy places the organism in Eukaryota, Metazoa, Chordata, Appendicularia, Copelata, Oikopleuridae.
AUGUGGCAGUGGACCGAAGGAAGCGAACGUUUCAGAAGUUUUCCUUCAGUACGAUUCUCAUUCGAUCAGCCCAAAUCAAUCAGUUGUAUAACCACGUCUGGCGGUCAAGGUGGCUACGUCUCAGAGUUCAACUUAUAUAACACCGGCGCGGAGAGUGGAAACAGAGAAUUCAUACAGACGAUCGAGGUUGAUACAAAAGACGUGACUCAACAGAAGACUGCUUGCUUGUCGUCUCCGCUGACGACUUCGGACUUGAUCAUCAUGCCAACUGGAGGAUCGAAGGACUUUUUCAUGCGCUUCUUGAUCUACCAACUGUAA